Messenger RNA from Perca flavescens (yellow perch), 3377 nucleotides. Its product is annotated as NLR family CARD domain-containing protein 3. Bases 75 to 3377 code for a protein of 1100 amino acids. Gene Ontology annotation, molecular function: protein binding. The record is from RefSeq and is a predicted model, not a curated record. The transcript is spliced from 10 exons. NCBI's taxonomy places the organism in Eukaryota, Metazoa, Chordata, Actinopteri, Perciformes, Percidae.
GGCCGAGCCUUCCCUUCACAGACGCGCCCACUCAAUGAUAAUCCUGUCCAGUCAUUAUUGAGGAGAGAGGAUUGAUGGAGAGACUUGAAUGGCAGAAGGAGCGAACUGCAAUGGAAAGAGAAAUUGAAAUGUUAAGAGGAAGACUGAGGACCCAGCAGAAACCAGAGUCUCCUGAACCUGAUCCUGAACCUGAACCUGAACCCAGCUGUGUGUCCUUUAAGAGCGGUGGGUCAUAUCAAGGUCUCAUUGACUUUAAAGGAGAGCAACCCUCUGCUAAAAACAGGAUCCAUCAAAGACCAGACUCUGCUGAACCUGAACCCAGCUGUGUGUCCUUCAAGAGUGACUGGUCACAUCAAGACCUCAUUGACUUUAAAGAAGAGCAACCCUCUGCUGAAAAGAGAGUGGACCAGGACAGCUCAGAGGUUCCCAGUGGUCAGUCUGCCCAACAGCAUCAAAAACACCUGGACUCCAUAUUUAUGCUGCUGGAGGAUAACAUCGUCACUUUUGUGAAGAAUGAGCUGAAGAAGAUCCAGAAGGUUCUGAGUCCAGAUCACCCAGAAUGCUCAGAGAGUCAGAGGGAGGAUGAGGAUGAAGAGCAGAGGAGGAGUAAAGAGGAAUUUCUGAAGAUCACACUCCACUUCCUGAGGAGAAUGAAGCAGGACGAGCUGGUUGACCGUCUGCAGAACAGAAGUCCUGCUGGAGUUUGUAAGCGUAAACUCAAAUCUAACCUGAACACAAAGUUCCAGCGUGUGUUUGAGGGGAUUGCUAAAGUGGGAAACCCAACCCUUCUGAAUAAGAUGUUCACAGAGAUCUACAUCACAAAGGGAGGGACUGCAGAGGUCAAUGAUGAACAUGAGGUCACACAGAUUGAAAGAGCAUCCAGGAAACCAGACAGCCCAGAAACAACAAUCAGACGAGAAGACAUCUUUAAAAUCCCACCUGGAAGAGUUGAACCAAUCAGAACAGUGAUGACAAAGGGAGUGGCUGGCAUCGGGAAAACAGUCUUAACACAGAAGUUCACUCUGGACUGGGCUGAAGACAAAGCUAACCAGGACAUCCAGUUCACAUUUCCAUUCACCUUCAGAGAGCUGAAUGUGCUGAAAGAGAGAAAGUACAGCUUGUUGGAACUCAUUCAUUACUUCUUUAAUGAAACCAAAGAAGCAGGAAUCUGCAGGUUUGAAGAGUUCCCGGUUGUGUUCAUCUUUGACGGUCUGGAUGAGUGUUGCCUUCCUCUGGACUUCCUCAACACAAAAAUCCUGACUGAUGUUACAAAGUCCACCUCAGUGGAUGUGCUGCUGAUAAACCUCAUCAGGGGGAAUCUGCUUCCCUCUGCUCGCCUCUGGAUAACCACACGACCUGCAGCAGCCAAUCAGAUCCCUCCUGGGUGUGUUGACAUGGUGACAGAGGUCAGAGGAUUCACUGACACCCAGAAGGAGGAGUACUUCAGUAAGAGAUACAGAGAUGAGGAGCAGGCCAGCAGAAUCAUCUCCCACAUCAAGACAUCACGAAGCCUCCACAUCAUGUGCCACAUCCCAGUCUUCUGCUGGAUCACUGCUACAGUUCUGGAGGACGUGUUAAAGACCAGAGAGGGAGGAGAGCUGCCCAAGACCCUGACUGAGAUAUACAUCCACUUCCUGGUGGUUCAGUCCAAAGUGAAGAACAUCAAGUAUGAUGGAGGAGCUGAGACAGAUCCACACUGGAGUCCAGAGAGCAGGCAGAUGAUUGAGUCUCUGGGAAAACUGGCUUUUGAGCAGCUGCAGAAAGGCAACCUGAUCUUCUAUGAAUCAGACCUGACAGAGUGUGGCAUUGACAUCACAGCAGCCUCAGUGUACUCAGGAGUGUUCACAAUGAUCUUUAAAGAAGAGAGAGGACUAUACCAGGACAAAGUGUUCUGCUUCGUCCAUCUGAGUGUUCAGGAAUUUCUGGCUGCUCUUCAUGUCCAUCUGAUAUUCACCACAUCUGGAAUCAACCUGCUGUCAGAAGAACAAACAACAUCAACACAGUUCUACCAGAGUGCUGUGGAUGAGGCCUUACAGAGUCCAAAUGGACACCUGGAUUUGUUCCUCCGCUUCCUCCUGGGCCUUUCACUACAGACCAAUCAGAAUCUCCUGCGAGGUUUGAUGACACAGACAGAAAGUAGCUCAGAGACCAAUCCGGAAACAGUGGAGUACAUCAAGGAGAAGAUCGCAGAGAAUCUGUCUGCAGAGAGAAGCAUCAAUCUGUUCCACUGUCUGAAUGAACUGAAUGAUGGUUCUCUAGUGGAGGAGAUCCAACAGUACCUGAGAUCAGGAAUUCUUUCCAGAUAUAAACUGUCUCCUGCUCAGUGGUCAGCUCUGGUCUUCAUCUUACUGUCAUCAGAAGAAGAUUUGGACGUGUUUGACCUGAAGAAAUACUCUGCUUCGGAGGAGGCUCUUCUGAUGCUGCUGCCAGUGGUCAAAGCCUCCAAAAAAGCUCUACUGAGUGGCUGUGACCUGUCAGAGAGAAGCUGUGAAGCUCUGUCCUCAGUUCUCAGCUCCCAGUCCUCUAGUCUGAGAGAGCUGGACCUGAGUAACAACAACCUGCAGGAUUCAGGAGGGAAGCUGAUCUCUGUUGGACUGAAGAGUCCACACUGCACACUGGAGAUUCUCCGACUUAGUGUCUGUAACCUGUCAGAGAGAAGCUGUGAAGCUCUGUCCUCAGUUCUCAGCUCCCAAUCCUCUAGUCUGAGAGAGCUGGACCUGAGUAACAACAACCUGCAGGAUUCAGGAGGGAAGAUGAUCUCUUUUGGACUAAAGAGUCCACACUGCACACUGGAGACUCUCAGGGUGGAGCCUGCUGGAGUCAGAUGGUUGACACCAGGUCUGAGGAAGUAUUCCUAUGAACUCACACUCAACAAAAACACGGUGAACAAAAAACUCAAACUGUCUGACAACAGAAAGGUGACAUAUGUGAUGGAGGAUCAGCCAUAUCCUGAUCAUCCAGAGAGAUUUGACUCCUGGGAACAGCUGCUGUGUAGAGAUGGUCUGACUGGUCGCUGUUACUGGGAGGUUGAGAGGAGAGGACAUGUUUAUAUAUCAGUGAGUUACAGAGGAAUCAGCAGGAGAGGAUACAGUGAUGACUGUGUAUUUGGACGUAAUGAUCAGUCCUGGAGUCUGUUCUGCUCUGAUGAUUCUUACUAUGUCUGUCAUAAUAAGAAAGGAACAUCCAUCCCAUCCUCCUCUGUCUCUGGUAAAGUAGCAGUGUAUGUGGACUGUCCUGCUGGCUCUCUGUCCUUCUAUACAGUCUCCUCUGACUCACUGAUCCACCUCCACACCUUCAACACCACAUUCACUCAGCCUCUCUAUCCUGGGUUCAGGUUCAGUUCUCCUGGUUCCUCAGUGUCUCUGUGUUGUGUGUAG